AUGACCUCCUUUACACCUAGCUCUCCCUCUACAUCCAGCAGUAUCACCUGCUCUGCACCCAACUGUCAAUCUGUGUCCAGCAGUACCAUCUGUUGUACAUCUCAGUCUCAUUCUGUAUCUAGCAGAAACAGCAGCUCUACACCCAACUCUCCCUCUGCAUCCAGCAGUAUUAUGGGGUCUACACCCAACUGUCCCACAGUAUCCAGCAGUACCACCUGCUCUAUAUCCAACUCUACCUCUCUAUCCAACAGUACCACAUGCUCUACACCCAACUCUCCCUCUAGAUCCAGCAGUACCACCUGCACUACACCAGACUACUAUCCCUCUGUAACCAGCAGUACCCCCAGCUCUACACCAAACUCUCCCUUAGUAUCCAGCAUUAUGACCUCCUUUACACCUAGCUCUCCCUCUACAUCCAGCAGUAUCACCUGCUCUGCACACAACUGUCAAUCUGUGUCCAGCAGUACUAUCUGCUGUACAUCUCAGUCUCAUUCUUUAUCUAGCAGAAACAGUAGGUCUACCCAACUCUCCUCUGUAUCCAGCAGUAUCAUGGGCUCCACACCCAACUGUCCCACAAUAUCCAGCAGUACCACCUGCUCUAUAUCCAACUCUACCUCUCUAUCCAACAGUACCACAUGCUCUACACCCAACUCUCACUCUGUAUCCAGCAGUACCACCUGCUCUACACCCAACUCUCUCUGUAUCCAGCUGAACCAGCAGUUCUACCCAGUUAUCCUCUGUAUCCAGCAGUGCCAUCUCCUCUACACCUAA
Molecule: messenger RNA, 771 nt
Organism: Protopterus annectens (West African lungfish)
Lineage: Eukaryota; Metazoa; Chordata; Ceratodontiformes; Protopteridae
Product: putative protein TPRXL
Exons: 1
Coding region: 1-771 (256 amino acids)
Source: RefSeq, a predicted model, not a curated record